Messenger RNA from Galleria mellonella (greater wax moth), 1314 nucleotides. Its product is annotated as spidroin-1-like. Lineage: Eukaryota; Metazoa; Arthropoda; Insecta; Lepidoptera; Pyralidae. The record is from RefSeq and is a predicted model, not a curated record. The transcript has 2 exons. The coding region runs from base 74 to 1237 and encodes 387 amino acids.
CACCAAUCAAUUUUACCUAUAAAUGGGACCAUUGUGGAUUGUCUAUCUCAGAACGAUUUGAACCUUCAUCAAGAUGUCCAAAUUAACAGUCGCCAUAUUGGCACUUACUGCGCUGUCAGUUCAAAGUGUUGUGCUGAAUAAUGAAGAUGCCUCAUUGAAGAGGAUAGCACGUUCUCCGUGCGAUGUUUGCGGCGAUCGCGACGGAUUUGGACCACAUUACGGACCACCUGGUCCCCCACGCUGGCCACCACCACCACCAAUGUUUCGCACACAUCACUGGAGCGGAUUUGCACGAAAUUAUGACGGUUCGCGGCAAGGUGUAUUCAGUGGUGCAGAAGCUGCUGCUGAAGGUGGAGCUCAAGCAUCUGGUCAGGCAUUUUCUGUAGCAUCUUCGAGAGGUGACGGAGGCUUCGGUGGAUAUGGUAGUCAAUCAUCGGGCUCAAGUGCAUCAUCCGGCUUUGGUAAAUCUGCUAGUGGAUUUAAUAGCCAGCCUAUUGACUCCGGUGCAGGUUCUAGCGGAUUGGGAGGACAGAUUUCAAGUGGACGUGCUGAUAGGUUAUCAUCUGGCUUCAGUGGAUCUGCAGGUGGCCAAUUUCAAGCAAGUGGGAAAUACAAAGAAUCACAGUAUUCCUUCCAAGGAAGUGGUGGAAGACGAUUCAAUUCUAAUGAUGGAUCUGUGCAAUCUUUGCAAACAAAUGGUGGCUUCAACGGGAACGCACAACGUGCUGAAUCUGGAGGAUUAGGUGCAUCUUCUCAAAGUCAAAGCUCGUCAUUUGAUGUCAGAGGAGGCUCUAAAGAAUUGGGAGGAUCAAAAGGCUAUGAAGUUAAUAGAGGCGCGGUAGGUAAAGACGUCUCAGGGUCUAGAUUUUCUUCUGGAGCGAAUGAACAACAGCAAGUGCAAUUUGGUUCUGGGUUGACGAACGCUGGUAGUUCAGCCGGUGCCAGUAGUUCAAGCAGUAACUUUGGUUCUGGUUCAUUCGAUAAAUCCAGUGCAAAAUCUCAGAGUGAAUCAAAUGCUGUUGGCCGGGGUGGAAUUUCUGGAGGAGGUUAUGGUAGCUCUAGUCAGCAGUCCUAUCAAGAUGCUCAGUCAGCCCUCGGCGCUGCUACCGAUCUAGCUUCUCAAGGCCAGCAGGCAUCUCAAUUAUCUGGUUGCAGUACGUGUGGAAGAAGCGAAUAUGCUCAGAGCAACGCUAAGAGCCGCAGUGGUCCAGCAAUUGCUGUAUCUGUCGGUGGCUAAUUACGUAAUAUUGUUAUCUUAUAAAUUCUAUGAUUCUUAUUUAUUCAACUGUUGAUAAUUAAAGCUAUAAAGUGACA